AUGGCCUCGAAUAAUAUCAAAGUUGUAGCACGUUUUAGACCGGUAAAUAAAGUUGAGCGCAAUCAAUACCCCCCGGAUGGAAGGCCUGUUAUAGAUAUCAGCGAUACCAAUGAUCAAGUCAAGCUUAAUAACGAUGACUAUUCUUUCGAUAGAGUCUUUAACUUGGAUUCAAAGCAAGAAGACGUUUUCGAGUACGGCGUUAGAGGCAUCGUAGACGAUGUCAUCUCUGGUUACAACGGUACCGUCUUUGCUUACGGUCAGACCGGCUCCGGUAAAACUUACACCAUGAUGGGCUCUGAUAUCGACGAUAACAACUCGAAGGGUAUCAUUCCACGUAUCACUGAACAGAUAUUCGAGUCUAUUCUCACUUCUCCUCCUAAUAUGGAAUAUCUCGUUAAAGUCAGUUAUAUGGAAAUCUAUAUGGAACGGAUCAGAGACCUUUUAUCUCCUUCGAACGACAAUUUACAAGUACACGAAGAUAAGUUGAGAGGUGUAUACGUCAAGAACCUCUCAGACUAUUACGUCGGUGACGCGAAGGAAGUUUAUGAGAUUAUGAGACAAGGUAGUUUAGCAAGAGCCGUUUCUUCUACCAAUAUGAAUGCUGAAUCCUCACGGUCUCAUUCCAUCUUCCUUAUUUCAAUCGUUCAAAAGAAUAUCGAAACUGGUUCUCAAAAGACUGGUAACCUAUACCUCGUUGAUUUAGCUGGUUCUGAAAAAAUAGGUAAGACUGGAGCAACCGGUCAAACUUUGGAAGAAGCAAAAAAGAUCAACAAGAGUUUGUCAGCCCUUGGUAUGGUCAUUAAUGCUUUAACUGAUGGAAAAUCUACACAUAUACCCUACCGUGAUUCCAAAUUGACAAGAAUUUUACAAGAAUCCUUAGGUGGUAACUCCAGGACAACCCUGAUCGUCAAUUGCUCACCAUCUGAAUAUAAUGUUGAUGAGACUGUCUCAACUUUGAGAUUCGGUAUGAGAGCCAAGUCAAUUAAGAACUCUGCCCGUGUUAACACUGAAUUGUCUCCUGCUGAACUCAAAAACCUACUGAAAAAGUCUCAAAGAGAUCGUGCAAUUUACGAGGAAUUUGUAAAUGCAUUAGAGGCUGAACUCAAACUUUGGAGGUCGGGUUUAACAGUUCCAAAAGAAGAAUGGGCUACCAAAGAACCUUCUGCAAAGGAGAAUAUACCUCUUAAUAAUUUAAUACCAUCUUCUCAGUCAAAACCUAUGAUUCAAAAUAUCGAUAAUACUAGAGAAGAAGUUCGUACAAACACCAUUCCUACAAAUUUGGAUAAAGAUGAAAGAGAGGAUUUCUUGAAGUAUGAAAAUGAGUUGAGUGAUCAAUUAGCUGAUAAAGAAAAAGCUGUUUCUUCACUCGAAAGGGUACUUAAAGAGUUACGUGACGAGCUUGAAUUUUAUAAAUCUUCACAUCAAUCUAUCAAUGAGGAAAAUUCAAAUUUCCAGACUCAAUUAUCUGACCUUCGUCUACAAUUUGAGAGAUUAGAAUUUGAUAAUAAGGAUAACAUUAUCAACAUGGAUGUCUUACGUGACAGAAAUGCUGAAUUAACAGCUUCUGUAAAUGAUCUUAAUAAAUCACUAGAAGAAGCAAAGAAUGCUGAGAAGGAUUCCCUUGCUGAGGACUUUGAAAAGAAGAAAGCAGAAAAGAUGGCUCAAAUGAUGGCUAAAUUUGAUGCAACCGGUUUCUCUGAGAAGAAUGAUACUUUACGGGAUGUACUUUCCAAAUUGGAUGAAAUCGAUAUCAAUGAGAAUUCUGAUCGUAGUGGUUUAACAUCAGAUGAUUUAUCAACUAUAAGACGUCAACUUAUUGAAAUGCAAUCUUUAACACGUGAUUCACAAGACAAGCUUCGUGCUAGUGAACAGGACAAUAAGGCUUUAGUUUCAAAGAGAGAAGAAGUCGAAACUAGAUUACAUAGCCUUGAAAGUGAAUUUGAGGAACUCCUUGAAAAAUCAAUUAAAGAAGAAGAGGCAAAUAAUUUAGAUUUACAAGAAUCUAUCAAUGGAAUUAAGGAAAAACUCGAAGCUCAAUAUAAUACCAAGAGAGAGAAAGUUGAGAUUGAAGUUAAUGAUUUACGUCAACAGAUUGAAGUUAAAAACCACGAUGUUAAAACACUAAAGGAUGAAGUUAAAACAAUGAAUGGCUUGAAUGAUGAACUCAAACGUGCAUUCGCUGUCACUUCUGCAGGUAUUGAAGGUGGUAAAAACUUGGUUGAUUCGGCCAAAGACCUCGAAAGGACGCGUAAGAGUCUUGCAUCUCAACUAAAUGAAUUUGAGGGUAUGAAAAAGUCAUUGAUGAAAGAUCUGCAAGAUCGUUGUGAGAAAGUGGUUGAAUUGGAAAUUGAGCUUGAUCAAUAUAAAGAACAAUACGCUCAAGUUUUGCGUAGCACCAAUAACAAAGCGGCUCAAAAGAAGAUGGCAUUCUUGGAGCGUAACUUAGAACAAUUAACUCUUGUUCAAAAGGGACUUGUCGAUCAGAAUCAGUCAUUAAAGAAGGAAGUUGCUAUAGCUGAGCGCAAAUUGUUAACUAGAUCCGAAAGAAUUAGCAACCUCGAACAACUUUUACAAGAAGCUGAUAAAAGAUUAGUUAUCUCUAACGCUAAGUUCGAAGGACAAUUACAGGCCGUAAGAGAGCGUCUUGAACAAGCCAGAUCACAAAAAGCCUCAACUACUGCUUCUAUUAAUUUCGGUAGAAUUGCUAAACCUCUUCGGGGUGGUGGUGGCAGCGGUUCAGCUGGACCUUCUCCGACAAAUAAAAAGACAAUCGAUUUGUCAGGAAUCGCUGACAACGAUGAUGGAUCUUCAACUAAACGUGCCUCAUGGUUCUUCUCAGCCGGCAAGUAA
Messenger RNA from Wallemia mellicola CBS 633.66, 2850 nucleotides. RefSeq names its product kinesin 1. Bases 1 to 2850 code for a protein of 949 amino acids. The transcript is spliced from 5 exons. The record is from RefSeq and is a predicted model, not a curated record. Gene Ontology annotation, molecular function: microtubule binding; microtubule motor activity; ATP binding. Gene Ontology annotation, biological process: microtubule-based movement. NCBI's taxonomy places the organism in Eukaryota, Fungi, Basidiomycota, Wallemiomycetes, Wallemiales, Wallemiaceae.